Molecule: messenger RNA, 1218 nt
Organism: Dermacentor silvarum
Lineage: Eukaryota; Metazoa; Arthropoda; Arachnida; Ixodida; Ixodidae
Exons: 3
Coding region: 1-936 (311 amino acids)
Source: RefSeq, a predicted model, not a curated record
AUGGAAGUCGACACCGGGUCACCAGUGUGUGUCAUUUUUCGGGAGCUGUACAUGAGGCAUCGGAACCAUUGGCCUACCCUAAAGCCGUUUCGCGUCAAGUUGUCUUGCUACGCAGGGCCGUUACCGGUGUUGGGCGACCUGACACUACGCGUGGGCUUCAAAGACGUGCUCGUGGACUGUUCCCUCACAGUGCUCGGCUGCGAAGGCCCAAGCUUAUGCGGAAGGGACCUGCUGACGCUACUAGACAAAGCUGGCGCUCCGGUGCUACAUGUGACUCCGGUCUGCGGAGCCACAAAGACAAGCGAAAUGGACCCUUGCAAGGUUAAGGCCAUUUUCACGGACUACCAAGACAUUUUCACUACAGAGCUCGGCCUAAUGAAGGGUCCUCCCGCAAGCCUGCACCUCAAAGAUGGAGCAAUACCGAAGUUUUGUCGUGAAUUUACGUUGGUCACGGAUCGUCAACCACUCGUGGGCCUGCUGAGACCUGACCGCCAGACACCGACCAUGGCGGCUGCGCGAAUUCAACGCUGGGCGCUGUACCUCGGAGGCUACAAAUACAAACUUCAGUACGUUCCCGGGAAACAACUGCUCAACUCGGAUGCUCUCAGCAGACUACCACAGCAGGCGACCGGAGAUGGAGGGGAAGGUCCAAAUGACGAGAGCGACGACUGGACACUGCCGCCAGACAGCAGUGUGUGCGUCCGCAAUUACGGACAGGGGGAGAAGUGGAUCCCUGGUCGGGUCAAAUCGGCGACAGGAGCACGGAUGGUAACCGUAGAGACUCCCAAUGCCAUCGUCAAACGGCACGUCGACCAAGUACGCCGCCGCUCGGAUUCAUCACCAAGGUAUCCGGUCAACGAUACGGCUGCUGGUACCGCCAGGUCCAAGCGCGGCCGCCAAUGGAACCACUCCCUUGGAAGCGGCCGCCCCAGAUAGUACUUCAGCUACCGCCCAAACUCCGGAAAGCAACAUUGAACCUCGUAACCCUCCUCUCCUAACUACCGCAGGUCCGGCCGAAGAUUCGCAGCAAGUCCUGCGUCGGUCAACAAGGCAGCGCAAGCCAGUGCAGCGGUUCCAUUUUUGAGGAGAGGGCAGUGUUGUGUCUGCGUCAUACCGAGUUCUGCGCAUGCGCAGUACGUGUCAUUUUCUUCUCCUCGCUUCCACAUCCUCUCCCACUUCGGGGAUAAAAGCAAGCCUACGCCCCCAAAUAAACGCUUU